GCCUUCCCGGCUCUCCGGUUAGCAGGGCGCGCGGCGCCAGCAGCACCCAGGCCAUGACCAGCCGAGGAGCCGCCAGGCCGAACGGGCAGUCCCAAGCCAGUAAAAUCUGUCAGUUCAAGCUGGUGCUGCUGGGCGAGUCGGCGGUGGGGAAAUCCAGCCUGGUCCUGCGCUUCGUCAAGGGCCAGUUCCACGAGUACCAGGAGAGCACCAUCGGCGCGGCGUUCCUUACACAGUCCGUCUGCCUGGAUGACACAACGGUAAAGUUUGAGAUCUGGGAUACGGCCGGACAGGAGAGAUACCACAGUCUGGCCCCGAUGUACUACCGGGGGGCACAAGCUGCCAUCGUGGUCUAUGAUAUCACCAACCAGGAAACAUUUGCACGGGCGAAGACAUGGGUGAAGGAGCUGCAGAGACAAGCCAGCCCCAGCAUCGUGAUCGCCCUCGCGGGCAACAAGGCUGACCUGGCCAGCAAACGCAUGGUGGAAUAUGAAGAGGCGCAGGCCUACGCAGAUGACAACAGCCUAUUGUUCAUGGAGACGUCGGCCAAGACAGCGAUGAAUGUGAACGACCUCUUCUUGGCCAUCGCCAAGAAGCUGCCAAAGAGCGAGCCCCAGAGCACGAGCGGAGCGGCGGGCCGGAGCAGAGGCGUGGACCUGCACGAGCAGAGCCAGCAGAACAAGAGCCAGUGUUGUAGCAACUAAAGGGCGGCCUCCGCCAGCGCCCGCGCGAGAGGAAGAGCUAAGAUAUAACCUCCAUCCCCGUCCACCACACCUCACCUCCAUAACGGCACACCGAGAAACCCGUCUGAACCAAAACCCUCCCGAGAGCUCCCUCUAACUGCACUUUUUAAUGCUUCAAAACCACCACCAGACACCCGUUACCACCAUCCCGAAGGCAGUGGAACUAGAUCAGCCGGGGACUUAACUUCCAAAAAAACAAACUCUUCUUCACUUUGUAUUAUAGGUGCAAAUAGCGACCUAAUAUUCCGAUUUCUCCCUCCACCUUCCUCCCUCUCCCACCUCCCUCUCUGCUCUGGUAAAUCUGGGUUCCCCUUCACGUCUCUCCUUCCACCCUCCCCGUUAGAGCUGGGGCAGGGAGAGACCCGAGGAGGUGGCAGCAUCGGCCUCGGAGGUUCACGCUGUGGUGAAGCAGCCGGAACCAGAGACCUCCGGAACACACGGGAUUUUUCCGAGGGGGUCUGUCAUGGAUUUCUUCUUAAUUUUUUUUUUUCCCUCCUGUUUCUUCUGUUUGGCUGUCGGGGGGGAGGAAAGCUGCAGUGUCCUUAAUUUCUUCCUAGGUGGCCUUUUUUGCUGGAGGAUCGGAAGUGCCUGGGGACUUUUUGUAGGGGAGGGGGGAAGCGGGGCGACCGCCGGACCCCAAGCACUGCUCGCCGUGAAGCCGCCACGGGCAACCCUUCCCCACUGCUCCACCUUCCCCCAUAGAGCUGUCGCACCUUAUCGCUGCGGCCGCCCCGUGAGCCGUGUCCCUCCGGUGAUCCCGAUGCCGCCGGGGCGUGAGCAGCCGUGCCGGCGGCGACAAACCCACUGCUCUCUGCUCUUGCGCCGCGGUUUGUCCCUGGCCGGUGGCGGGCGAGGGACAUCUCUGGUUUGCACUUUAGUGGUGGAAAUGUCCGGUUAAGAUGCACCUUGGUGGGUUUUUUUGGUUUUUUUUUCCCCUUUUGGUCCUGUCGGGCCCGAGCCCUGGGGGGGAAGGGGGCACUGUGCUGCUUGAGUUUGGUUUCUGCUUUUCCGAAGGAGCUUUCUUGGCCGGAGGAACCCGCGGCCGCGCUCGGAGAGUCGGGGCGUUACCAGGUGCCGUCGGUCUGUCCCAGCAGCGGAGAGAAAGGGCCCCUCGCAGACCCCCCUCUCCGGGGAGAGGCAGGUGGCCCCCCCAGCGCUGUGCAGGCGCCUCUGGUCAGGGUGCUGCAGCACGAGGGGACACCCCAAAGCGGGGACACCCCAAAGGAGCAGCACAUCUGCAGAGGGCAGCAGCGCCUGGGCCGUGGGUCCCUGCUCCGCAGCCGGCCCAGGGCCGCAUC
Molecule: messenger RNA, 2038 nt
Organism: Gavia stellata (red-throated loon)
Lineage: Eukaryota; Metazoa; Chordata; Aves; Gaviiformes; Gaviidae
Gene: RAB5B
Product: RAB5B, member RAS oncogene family
Exons: 5
Coding region: 54-701 (215 amino acids)
Molecular function (GO): GTPase activity; GTP binding
Source: RefSeq, a predicted model, not a curated record